Molecule: messenger RNA, 1401 nt
Organism: Aplosporella prunicola CBS 121167
Lineage: Eukaryota; Fungi; Ascomycota; Dothideomycetes; Botryosphaeriales; Aplosporellaceae
Exons: 7
Coding region: 1-1401 (466 amino acids)
Biological process (GO): transmembrane transport
Molecular function (GO): transmembrane transporter activity
Source: RefSeq, a predicted model, not a curated record
AUGAAGAAGCUCGAGUCCAAUGCCGACCACAACUACGCGUACCCGCUGUGGCGCAAGUCGCUCAUCGUGUUCGUGACCAGCUGGACGACGCUCGCGGCCACCUUCAGCAGCACCUCGCUGUUUUCUGCGGCGAGCGAGAUCGCCAAGGACUUCGGUACCACGCAGGAGAAAGUCAACCUUUCCAGCGCGGGCAUUUUGCUUGCUAUGGGCUUCUCUUCCUUCGUGUGGGGGCCUAUUGGCAUUAUAAUAGGAAGGAGAUUCGCGUACAACAGUUGCAUUGUUGUGCUUUUUCUUUUCACGAUAGGCGCGGCUCUUGCGCCGAACAUGCGGACGUUCGUCGUCAUGCGCGUGCUAUCUGGCCUGCAAGGAACAUACUUCCAUGUCUCGGGCCAGGUCAUCCUGGCCGAAUAUUUCCCUCCUAUACAACGAGGAACGGCGACUGGUUUCUUCCUUGCUGGCACUGUUCUCGGCCCGCCUUUUGGUCCUUUGGUUGCCGGCAUCAUCGUCACGUAUCAAAGCUGGCGCGUCAUCCUUUGGCUACAAGCUGCGAUGGUGGGCGUGAGUUUCAUCCUGGCGAUGACGGUCAUCCCGUACAACAAGAGCCGCGAAGAAUCGAAGCAGGCCAUGUCGAUCCUUGAAAUGCUGGAUCAUUUCAACCCCAAACACGUCUUUGGACUAAUGAUAUACCCCAACAUCUUCUUUACCGACCUGGCCUGCGGUCUUUUAAGCUGGACGCAAUACUCACUGCUCUCUGCGCCGCGCCACAUCAUCACCGAAAGGUUCAACCUUACAUCGCCACUGGUCUCCGGACUCUUCUACAUCUCGCCCGCAGCAGGCUUCCUUGCCGGCACCAUGAUCGGAGGGAAGUAUUCGGACAUGACGGUGCGGAAAUGGAUCGACAAGCGUGGCGGCGUGCGCCUUCCGCAGGACAGGCUCAACAGCGGCAUGUUCUCGUUCUUCUUUCUGGUGCCCGUUACUUCGCUCGUCUACGGCUGGUGCUUGCAAGCCGACAAGGGCGGGUUGCCGUUGCCUGUCAUCAUGGCGUUUUUCACUGCUGGAGGACUCAUGGCCGCCUUUGCCAGCCUGAACACUUACUGCGCCGAAGCAAUGCCGCGCAAACGUGCCCAAGUCGUUGCUGCCAAGUAUUGCGUUCAGUACACGUUUAGUGCCGUAACAAGUGGCGCAUCCGUUCCCAUGAUCGACGCGAUCGGCGUAGGACCAACGUGUACUAUAAGUGCGGUUUUCGUGCUCAUAGGCGGCGUCCUAACGAUGACGACGGCGAAAUACGGAAUGAGGAUGCAGGACUGGGUGGAUGUGCGGAUAAAACGGAAGCCGGAGCCCGAAAAGCCACAGCUCUCAGAAGAAGAAGAGACGGCACCAAAGCUAGAUGCGGUAGUUUAA